This is a messenger RNA of Chaetura pelagica (chimney swift), 1939 nucleotides long. RefSeq names its product activin A receptor, type IIA (gene ACVR2A). The record is from RefSeq and is a predicted model, not a curated record. Gene Ontology annotation, cellular component: plasma membrane; activin receptor complex. Gene Ontology annotation, molecular function: ATP binding; activin binding; activin receptor activity. NCBI's taxonomy places the organism in Eukaryota, Metazoa, Chordata, Aves, Apodiformes, Apodidae. Gene Ontology annotation, biological process: activin receptor signaling pathway; cellular response to growth factor stimulus; protein phosphorylation. The transcript is spliced from 11 exons. The coding region runs from base 1 to 1542 and encodes 513 amino acids.
AUGGGAGCUGCUACUAAGUUGGCGUUCGCAGUUUUUCUUAUCUCUUGUUCUUCAGGUGCCAUACUUGGCAGAUCAGAAACACAGGAGUGUAUCUACUACAACGCUAACUGGGAAAAAGAUAAAACAAAUCGCAGCGGUAUUGAACCGUGUUACGGUGAUAAAGAUAAAAGACGACACUGUUUUGCUACAUGGAAGAAUAUUUCUGGAUCAAUUGAAAUUGUGAAGCAAGGUUGCUGGCUAGAUGACAUCAAUUGUUAUGACAGGAGUGAUUGCAUAGAGAAGAAAGACAGCCCUGAAGUGUUUUUCUGUUGCUGUGAAGGCAACAUGUGCAAUGAACGCUUCUUCUAUUUUCCAGAGAUGGAGGUCACCCAACCAACUUCCAAUCCUGUGACACCGAAGCCACCUCUGUUCAAUACCUUGCUUUAUUCAUUGGUGCCUAUAAUGGGAAUUGCAGUGAUUGUGCUCAUUUCAUUCUGGAUGUACAGACAUCACAAGCUAGCUUAUCCUCCAGUACUUGUCCCAACCCAAGAUCCUGGACCACCACCACCUUCACCAUUGAUGGGUUUGAAGCCUUUGCAGUUACUAGAGAUCAAAGCUAGAGGAAGGUUUGGUUGUGUAUGGAAAGCUCAGCUGCUGAACGAGUAUGUUGCAGUGAAAAUAUUCCCACUUCAGGACAAACAGUCAUGGCAGAAUGAAUAUGAAAUUUACAGUUUACCUGGCAUGAAGCAUGACAAUAUUUUGCAGUUCAUUGGCGCAGAGAAGCGAGGCAGUAGCAUUGAUGUGGAUCUCUGGUUAAUCACAGCAUUUCAUGAAAAGGGUUCAUUAACAGACUUUCUCAAGGCUAACGUUGUUUCCUGGAAUGAGCUGUGUCAUAUUGCUCAGACAAUGGCCAGAGGCCUGGCUUAUCUCCAUGAAGAUAUACCAGGGCUGAAAGAUGGACACAAACCUGCUAUCUCACACAGGGACAUCAAAAGCAAGAAUGUGCUGCUGAAAAAUAAUCUUACAGCUUGUAUUGCUGAUUUCGGUCUAGCUUUAAAGUUUGAGGCUGGAAAGUCUGCAGGGGACACCCAUGGACAGGUUGGUACACGAAGAUACAUGGCUCCUGAGGUACUAGAAGGUGCUAUUAACUUCCAAAGGGAUGCCUUUCUGAGAAUAGAUAUGUAUGCCAUGGGAUUAGUCCUCUGGGAAUUGGCAUCACGCUGCACAGCUGCAGAUGGCCCAGUAGAUGAGUACAUGUUGCCAUUUGAAGAAGAAAUUGGCCAACACCCCUCCCUUGAAGACAUGCAGGAAGUUGUAGUUCACAAAAAGAAGAGACCUGUUCUAAGAGAGUGUUGGCAGAAACAUUCUGGAAUGGCGAUGCUGUGCGAGACCAUCGAGGAGUGCUGGGAUCACGACGCGGAGGCCAGGCUGUCUGCGGGCUGCGUGGAGGAGCGGAUCCUUCAGAUGCAAAAAUUAACUAACAUUAUAACCACAGAGGACAUCGUGACUGUGGUCACAAUGGUGACAAACGUUGACUUUCCUCCCAAAGAAUCCAGUCUAUGAUAGUUGCACUGGUCACGUCACUGACCACCUGGACUCUUCACUGGAGCUGCUAACGCUGCCGGGACUGCUGCCGGCAUCACUGGGUUUGGUGUGAAAAGAACGGUAAGUCUCACUGGAGCAUCAUCAAGAGGUGGUUUUCCUUGGUUUCCCCCCUUCCUCCUCCCGAACGUGGAUCCAUGAGACUUUUUGCAUUCCCUGCUUACACCUGAAGGACACGUGACUGAGAGAGGAUCCCGUGCUGUUAAGGAACUUAUAUGAAGAAUAUGGACCUGUACUGUCUAAUCAAGCGUUUUAAAAACUGACGUCAGAUUUCUUAAUACUUGUCAGAAGAGACUAAUUCCUUAAAUGAACUACUGUUAUUUUUUUUAAAUCAAACAUUUCAUUUCAGAUUUAAAAA